AUGGAAGAACCAGAGAUGCUCCUGAAGGGAAAGAAAGUAACAGACAAGUUCACCGAAAGUGUCUAUGUCCUGGCCAACGAGCCGUCAGUGGCCCUGUACCGGCUACAGGAACAUGUGCGCCGCUCACUGCCGGAGCUGGCCCAGCACAAGGCUGACAUGCAGAGAUGGGAGGAGCAGAGCCAGGGUGCUAUAUACACCGUGGAGUAUGCCUGCAGUGCUGUGAAGAGCCUGAUGGACAGCAGUGUGUACUUCCGUAGUGUCGAAGGCCUGCUCAAACAGGCCAUCAGUAUCCGGGACCACAUGAACAACAGCGCCCAGGGCCACAGGUAGCCCAGCCACCCGCCCCUGUCAGCAUCCUAACUAGUGAGCUGUGCAGGUGUUCUUUGUCAUCUGUGGCACAAAUAUCCCAGCUGUGUGUGAGGAACUGUGACAGCCGUGCCUGGUUGACAGACUCACAAGGACAAUGACCUAGAAACAGGUCAGAGAAAGUGUGUGGGCAGGCAGCAUCCCCAGGAAAGUGAACAGAGCAAGGCCCUGAGACUGGCACUCUUGCCCAGGGAGAGAGCAUGGGGAAUGAUUUAGUGGGAAGCUGUGCUGUGGGGGCUGGGCUCUCUAUCCUGCCCUGCCAGGCUGUCUCCAGCUGAAGCCCAGGGAGAUGACAAGCACCUACUGUCCUUAGAUUUCUCCAUGUUGAUUAUAACUCAAUAAACUCGUAGCUGAC
Molecule: messenger RNA, 721 nt
Organism: Microtus ochrogaster (prairie vole)
Lineage: Eukaryota; Metazoa; Chordata; Mammalia; Rodentia; Cricetidae
Product: BLOC-1-related complex subunit 8
Cellular component (GO): BORC complex
Source: RefSeq, a predicted model, not a curated record